AUGUCAAACCCAUUCGGUUCAGCAUGGCGCUCCUUUUGGCAUACAAUGACUUCAUAUGAUCGACACGCGUCUCACGAUUCUCCUUACCGAACGGGCAGACAUGUUCCUCUCAGUCAGAGCCGCCAUGAGCCUUUAACAUCGAUUGCGACAAGCGCCAUUGAGUCCCGACCCGAUCUCACAAGUCCGUACGAAGAUGAGCAGCCCAAUGGAGUCACGUCUCCGAACCGCCCUUACUCCCCCGGGAUGCGAUCGAUGUCUUCAAACGCUCGACGAUCUGCGGACCACGGUGCGGAAGGGGCACCGGAGAUUCAGAUGCAGAGUUUCCACGACGGCGCGCCGCCUCCGCCGCCCGUAAGCCAUUCAUGGAGAAAGAUAGAGCGAUGGUUGGAAAACAAUUUUGAAGAGCUCUACGACAAUCUCUGUGAAGGUUGCACCCAAAACGAUAUCAAUGAGUUGGAACAUGAGUUAGACUGCAGCCUUCCCCUGGAGGUUCGAGAGUCUUUGAUGAAUCAUGACGGCCAAGAACGCCCUGGUUUGCCUACAGGUAUUAUAUUUGGGUGCAUGCUACUUGAUUGCGAGGAGAUAGUUCAAGAAUGGAAAAAUUGGAGGACGGUGAACGAAGAAUUCCUCGCGUCUCCAGCCAUGAUCAACGCUCCGAUCCCAAAGGCUACCGCAAGCUCGUCAUCUGCUGUUCCUCCUCCUCAAGCGUCCAAUACACUGUGGCGGCAAGACCUUUCUGACCGACAGGACUCACAACCUCCUGGUGCAGUUCAGAAGGCUUACGCACACCCGGCAUGGAUUCCAAUUGCUCGUGAUUGGGGCGGCAACUGUCUUGCAAUCGAUCUGGCACCGGGACCCGCAGGGAAAUGGGGACAAGUCAUCAUCUUCGGCCGAGAUUACGAUUGUAAAUACGUGGUUGCACGGUCCUGGGCCUCCUUUCUGGCUGUUUUGGCGGAUGAUCUCUGUGGCGGCAAGGCUGUUGUUGAUGAAGAUACGAACGAACUCAAGCUCCUAGAGUUCAAGGCUCAGAAUGUGGAACCUCCGUACCUAGAAAUUCUACGAUGGAGGACGGACCAAAAAUACGGCCGUAAGGCACCUCGCCGCAAAGCUCCCAACGGCCUAGGACUCAACACUGGGUGCAGAUCCGGAAAGGAGUCCCCUUAUGGGAGCCCAGGUCCAAGUGAAGAGCGUGGCAGGUCGCCACACCGUUUUCCCAAUCGCAGUUCAACUCAGAGCCCCAAGACUCAGUUCGGUAUCUCUAGCCCGCUUGCUCGGGUUACUGAAGAGGUCUCUAGUCCUAUCCAUGCAAUCGCCGAAAGCGAUGAUGGCGAAGACGACAGCAAACGCGAGUCAAAAAGUUCCCAAGCGGAAGAUUUACUGGGAGUUACAACCCCACAGACCUCAGGAAAGGAGAAUGAAGGAUUCGAGAACCAGACGCCCGCGAGUAAGACUGAUCCUGAAAAAGUGCAAAGACGCGAAUCGAACCAGAGUGCCUCGACACCCGGCCUGGAUGGGGAAGUCCUGGGCGAAAUGAAGAAUGUCGCCAUCUAA
Aspergillus calidoustus is the source of this 1551-nucleotide messenger RNA. The record is from the annotation of a GenBank genome assembly. NCBI's taxonomy places the organism in Eukaryota, Fungi, Ascomycota, Eurotiomycetes, Eurotiales, Aspergillaceae.